Molecule: messenger RNA, 7151 nt
Organism: Megalops cyprinoides (Indo-Pacific tarpon)
Lineage: Eukaryota; Metazoa; Chordata; Actinopteri; Elopiformes; Megalopidae
Product: histone deacetylase 5-like
Exons: 25
Coding region: 565-3978 (1137 amino acids)
Biological process (GO): negative regulation of transcription by RNA polymerase II; chromatin organization
Cellular component (GO): histone deacetylase complex
Molecular function (GO): histone deacetylase activity
Source: RefSeq, a predicted model, not a curated record
UUGGACACUCUGUCUGGAUGGGAAUCCUACCUGACUCUGCCUAGCCGUAUUUGCUGUUUCAACAGGAGGCAGUAAAAGAAGCAAGUAUGAAUAUGGAUUUCGUUUGUGGAUCCUUCACUUUAGAGAUCCCCUGAUCUUCUCUGGUUCAAAGAUCCCCCUGGUGUUCUCCAAGGUCUUGGCCGGGUCGUCACCUUUCCUCACCCCUAUCCCCCGUUUACUUUCCCGUCAGCUGUCCUGGGAGCCUUUGAGGAACCACUGCUAGAUGUUGUUUCCUAACAUUUAAGCUUAAUUGUGUUCCACAACAUUAUCGGGCUACUUUUUUUUUUUUCUUCUUAUCAAAUUUUCUGUUGUCUUGGGAACCCGCCUCUGUUUACUUUUGAACUCGUCUUUGGAUAUAAACAAAUGCCAGCCGGUGGUCCGGACGUUUAGUUACGGUAUUAAAGAACGUCCUCUGCCAUCCCCUCCUGUUUUUUUUCCCAUUUGUUUGUUUAGUUAAAAUUUCAGCUUCAUCAUCCAGAAGUUGUUUGUUUUCUGGUUUUCUCUGCUCGCUGCACUUAGACUGGCAUGCUUUUGAGGCCCACCGUACCAGGGCUGUGCGCGAUGCUGCAGACCAUUUACGAGACGGAAUCCUGCUUCUCUUCGGACGCGGUGUCUGGCAGGGAGCAGCCACUGGGGCUGCUGUCUGCAACCCGGAUACACACCGUCCCCAGCAGCGUGGAGGUGAAAGCGUCCCUCUCGGUGGGGAUGCAGAGCCCGGGCGGCGGAGAGCAGGGGGGAGGCGGCGGCGGCCCGGUCGACCUGAGGACGGACCCCCGGCUGGGCCUGGCCGCCAUGGACCCCAUCAUGAGGGAGCAGCAGCUGCAGCAGGAGCUGCUGCUCCUCAAGCAGCAGCAGGAGCUGCAGAAGCAGCUGCUCUUCGCCGAGUUCCAGAAGCAGCACGAGGUCCUCACCCGCCAGCAUGAGGUGCAGCUGCAGGAGCACCUCAAGCAGCAGCAGGAGAUCCUGGCGGCCAAGCGGCAGCAGGAGCUGGAGCAGAAGAGGAAGCUGGAGCAGCAGAGACACGAGGAGCUGGAGAAGCAGCGGCUGGAGCAGCAGCUCAUUAUGCUGAGGAACAAGGAGAAAGGCAAAGAGAGUGCAAUCGCAAGCACAGAGGUCAAGCUAAAACUCCAGGAGUUCCUCCUCAGUAAAAAAGACCCUACACCUGGCGGACUGAACCAUUCCUUCCCCCCAAAAUGCUGGGGGGCUCACCACACCUCUCUGGACCAGAGCUCCCCACCACAGAGCAACACCCCUGGGACACCCCCCUCCUACAAACUGCCCCCUCUGCUGGGCUCCUACGACGGCAAGGAUGACUUCCCCCUGCGGAAGACAGCAUCUGAGCCCAACCUGAAGGUGCGCUCUCGGUUAAAGCAGAAGGUGGCGGAGAGGCGGAGCAGCCCGCUGCUAAGGCGGAAGGAUGGCACAGUGAUCAGCACCUUCAAGAAGAGGGCCAUCGAAAUCACAGUGUCCUCCAUGUGUAGCAGCGCUCCUGGCUCUGGGCCCAGCUCCCCCAACAGCUCCAACAGUGCCAUUGCUGAGAAUGGGUCCAGCGGGUCAGUGCCUAACAUCCACGCCAAGCACCUAAGGACCCAGCACCAGGCAAUGAGUGCGGACGGAACGGCCAGCCAGCUCAGUCUGUACACCUCCCCCUCCCUCCCAAACAUCUCCUUGGGCCUGCCCGCCACUGUGACCGCUGCCAACUCGCACAUAGCUGCCCCGCAGAAGCUGUCUGCCCAGCAGGAGGCGGAGCGGCAGGCCAUCCAGACGCUGCGGCAGGGCGGCGCCCUCACGGGGAAGUUUGUCAGUACCUCAUCGCUGCCCGCCUGCCUGCCCCCUGGGGUGCCCCACGACGCCGAGCCCCCCGCCUCCAACAGCCACAGCCACUCCUCCCUGCUGCAGCACGUCCUGCUGCUGGAGCAGGCCCGCCAGCAGAGUGCGCUGCUCGCAGUGCCGAUCUACGGGCAGUCGCCGCUGGUGACGGGCGAGCGGGUGUCCACCAGCAUGCGCACGGUCAAUAAGCUGCCCCGCCACCGGCCGCUGAGCCGCACGCAGUCGGCGCCCCUGCCCCAGAGCCCCCAGGCCCUGCAGCAGCUGGUCAUGCAGCAGCAGCACCAGCACUUCCUGGAGAAGCAGAAGCAGUACCAGCAGCAGAUCCAGCUCAAUAAGAUGCUCUCCAAGGGCACCGAGCUGCCCCGCCAGCCCCCCAGUCACCCCGAGGAGACGGAGGAGGAGCUGACAGAAACGGCUGAGAUGCAGGAAGACAGGGGGGAGGGGCCCGAGCCAGCGGGGGACGGACCUCUGCAGCACGAGCCGCAGCACGAGUCAUCGGGGGAUACCACGCCCCCCUCGGAGCAGCCAAUCAUGCUGAAGGACGAGAACACGGAGAGCGAGGUAGAGGAGGAGGACGACGACGACGAGGCCAUCGAGCUGAGGGAGUGUGACGAGCAGGGCCUCUCUUACACUCAGUUUUCGGACCAGCAGCACUUGCAGCAGCUCAACCUGUUCCAGGCAUCCCUGUCAAUCACUGGCAUGCCCCACAGACCUCUGGGAAGGGCCCAGUCCUCCCCAGCUACUGCCAGCCUCAAGGGUGCCCCCACCUGCGAAACUCCAAUUAAGCACCUCUUUACGACAGGUGUGGUGUAUGAUACCUUCAUGCUGAAGCACCAGUGCAUGUGCGGAAACACCCACAUACACCCAGAGCACGCCGGGCGGAUCCAGAGCGUGUGGUCCCGUCUGCAGGAGACUGGACUGCUCAACCGCUGUGAGAGGAUUCGGGGAAGAAAGGCCACACUGGAUGAGAUCCAGACGGUCCAUUCAGAGCAUCACACCUUGCUCUACGGCACCAGUCCCCUGAACAGGCAGAAACUGGACAGCAAGAAGCUUUUAGGUCCCAUCAGCCAGAAGAUGUACGCAGUCCUGCCCUGUGGGGGCAUUGGGGUGGACAGUGACACAGUGUGGAACGAGAUGCACUCCUCCAGUGCUGUGCGGAUGGCCGUGGGUUGUGUCAUCGAGUUGGCAUUCAAAGUGGCUGCCGGGGAGCUCAAGAAUGGUUUUGCGGUGGUGCGUCCUCCCGGACAUCACGCAGAAGAGUCCACUGCCAUGGGCUUCUGCUUCUUCAACUCAGUGGCCAUCACUGCCAAGCUCCUGCAGCAGAAGCUAAGCGUGGGGAAGAUCCUGAUCGUGGACUGGGAUAUCCACCAUGGCAAUGGCACCCAGCAGGCCUUCUACAGUGACCCCAAUGUGCUCUACAUUUCUCUGCAUCGCUACGAUGAUGGCAACUUCUUCCCUGGCAGUGGAGCCCCUGAGGAGGUUGGGGCUGGACCUGGAGUGGGAUACAAUGUGAACAUCGCAUGGACAGGAGGUGUGGAGCCACCCAUGGGGGACGUGGAGUACCUAACUGCCUUCAGGACAGUGGUCAUGCCCAUUGCCAAUGAGUUCUCGCCGGACGUGGUGCUGGUUUCGGCUGGCUUUGACGCCGUGGAGGGCCACCAGUCUCCUCUGGGCGGAUACCACGUCACAGCCAAGUGCUUUGGUCACCUCACCAAGCAGCUGAUGACACUGGCUGGCGGGCGCGUGGUCUUGGCGUUGGAGGGGGGCCACGACCUCAUGGCCAUCUGUGAUGCCUCGGAGUCCUGCGUCUCCGCUUUGCUGGGAGAGGAGCUGGACCCCCUGCCCCAGGCUGUCCUGCAGCAGAAGCCCUGCCCGAAAGCAGCGGCCUCCCUGGAGAAGGUCAUAGAGAUACAGAGUAAGCACUGGGGCUCUGUGCAGCGCUUUGCCCCCACGGUGGGCCAGUCUCUGCUGGAGGCACAGCGCAGGGAGAAGGAUGAGGCGGACACAGUGACUGCCAUGGCCUCCCUCACUGUGGACACUGACCCGGGAAUCAGCCAGGUGCCCAGCAGGCCAGCAGAGGAGCCCAUGGAGGAAGAGCCCACGUUGUAGAGUUCGCUGCUGCAGGUUGCAAUUGCUUGUUUCCACAUCCUUGGAGAACCUCCUCCCACCCCACUCCCCAUGUACCCCACCUCCGACGAGCCCCACCACCCCCACAGUCUCCCCUUGUGAGCCCCUGCCAGAUGUUCUGUGCCCAGUGAGCAUACACGAUCCCGCCAACCUCAACCCUCCCCGCCUGCUUUUGCUGCUGGGCUGCCCGGAAGUGGAGGAAGCAGACAGACAGACUGACAAAGCAGGUGGACGCACAGGAGGAUGAGUGGACAGGCGUGCGCACAGGAGAAAGUGGGAAACCGAAUGGGGAGGAAGGGGUGGCUGGGGGGUUUAGGGGCAGUUUGGUUACCCAUGGUGACAGUCGCAUUGGCGGUGUGAUUUUUAAAGGAAGUCUUUCCUCAGAUGUAGUUUUUUUUUUCAUACAUUUGAAAGGAAAGCCAACAGACAGCUUCAAAACACUCAAAAACACGUACUUUACUGACGGAAAAGCAAAAACGUUUUCAGAAAUAUGAAAUACUGAAUGGAUUGCUUUCUCGUGAGUCUAAUUUCUCUUCGGUUCUGUUAUUGUGUGUUGAUACACUUGUUUUAUGUUCUAUUCAAUAAGGUGGCUGGAAGCACAACUUCAUGUAUACAAUAUGUGUAUCGGUGCACAUAUACACACACACACAGACACACACCAGUAUGUGUUUCUGUGAAAUUGUAUACAUACUUUUUCAUAUAUCUAUAAUACUGUUUGUUUGUGUUGUCCUUUUGAUGUCUUCAGUAGUUCAGUGUGUAACGGGCGGUGUAGAACUAGGAGGGUGCUUUUGUUUUUUCAGUAAGGGCUGCAGUACCAACGACUUUCUUUGCAGCAGCCAAACUUUUUCUUGGACUGAGCCCGAUUUCUGGGAUGUGCUUUUUUGGACCCCCGCCCACCCUCACAAUUUGGAUGUCCAAAAGGGUGAGGAGGCGUAGAACACUCUUGCGUCCCCUCUUCACCAACGAGUUCCCACAUCCACUCGCACUUGAGGUGGGCAAAAGCAGCCCGUGACCCCUUGUGGAGCUCGAGGAAAGCUACCAAACACUAAGAGGAGAAGAAUGGAAGUGGUCGGUUUUAUUCUUUCUUGAUGAAGGAAGGCAAGUUUGAAAGGGCAGUUCCAACUUACUUGAGACAAGCAUUGGAAAGCUUCAAGAGGAACUUGGUGCCUUUUCAAAAAUAUAAUUAAAAAGGAAAAAAAAAUCCACACAAUCAUUACUCUCAUUUUUAUGAAAAAAUGCCUUAAUUUCCUUAAAAAAGUGCACCAAUUCUGUAGAUAUUGUAACUUAGAUCAUUGCUCAGUUUUUUGUUUGUUUCUCUCACUCUCUCUCUCUCUCUCUCUCUCUCCUCCCUUCCUGUCGUUUACGGUUGCCGGUAGAGGAGUGCCGGGGGUGUCUGAGGCACAAGGUUAGAGGUAAUUUUGGCCACUUUCUGGUCCCUGCCCUCAGCCUUGUCCACCUCAUUUUUAUUUAUUUGUGCUGUGCUCUGAACAGCAGGCUGUGUGAUUGUUAGGAAAUCUGUGAAAGAACGACCAACUCUUUUCAUGUCCGGUGUCACUCUGUAAAUAGUGUAUUCACAUUUCUUUUUUGUUACCUGAAACCAUUUUGUUUUUUUUCCAUUGUUUUUGGAGGAAGAAUGACAUAUUGUCACUUUUCACAGUAAUAAUGUUAAAGAUUAUCAAUCCAACCAUAUAUACGUUUAAUAUAAAAGUGUUAUUUAAGAACAAAAAGUGCAUAAAUUGUCUUUUAUUUUUAAAUCAAAGGCUCUUAGCUUGUGUAGACCAGGAAGAAGCUUUUCUGAGGUUAUGUCAAAUUUUGCUCAUUACAAAUGGGAAAAGCAAGAUUUACAACUGAACAGAUUCUAAUAAAAAGCAAUGGAGAACACCACAGCUUGACGCCAGAGGGCUGCACACUACAUCAUCCCCAAAAAACUGUAGGCCUCAUCUGAGUGAUCAGGCUACCUGGUGGAACUCAAAUUUGAACAUUUUUUUUUCUUUUUCCCCCUUUUUUUUUAAACUUAAUUUGUCACUUGACAACGAUUUAACACACUAACUUGUUGAUAUCAUGAAAUGAAAGAAUAUGACACCAUUCAGUGGAAAUAACUGACAGGAGGUCUUGCUUGUGCCCCCCAGCAGCUUUGACCGUUCAUCCCUGGCUCCUUGCUUUUAUCUAUAAUUUUAAGAAGUUUAAUAACCGUGUCCCAGCUUUUGGUUUGUGUUUUAGGUAGCAAAAUGGCCAUUCAAAUACGGCAUUCAGACAUUGCUGGACUAUGGGAUGCAACAGUCUCUGCGUCCACAUUGCUCUUUCCAGCCUCACCCAGAUCCAUACUGUACUACAGUGAAUUUUUUGCAGUUGUAAUCUCAUUUUGAUGUAGGCAAAUCUGGUCAGUUUUUGCUGAGCAUAAAAAGUGAAAGUGGUGCCAAAAUAUUCUCAUUUCUAAAGCCUCUUUAAUACUUUAACUGAAAUGAAGUGAAGGUGAAACUUUACAAUAUACAGUAUGCUGUACUUUGACAGCAUUAGUGUCUCCUAUAGUUGUAACUGAUGGAUAUCCAGGGAAAGGCUGGAACUGUAGCAAGAGGCUUUGGAGUAAAAAAAAAAAAAAACUACAUGUUUUCCACGGUUCAGUAAGACAAGAUUAAAAGACCUUCACAUAGAUUUGUUGUAGCAUUUGUAUUAAUACCUGUAAUACAGACAGGUUCCUUUGAAGUAUGGUAAUAAUCAUUAGAGCUGCCCUUUCAUUAUGUUGCUACAGCAUUGACCAUUCAGAUCUGUGUAGUUUUCUUUAAUCACCACUGUUAUUUUGAGUUUGGCAGUUCUUCAUUUUAUAGUGUUUAAAGUAGGACUGGCAUUUUGAUAGACAAUGCUUUGAAAUGUUCUCCAAUGUACACUGCUGCCGGGUGGUUUGACACUAAAGGCUUGAUCCAUCAGUCAUUGAAGCAAGCAGCUUUUUGUAAAAACCCUGAGCAACCACAAAGACAUUCACAGACCUGAAUAAAUGUAACUAUUUUUUUUCUUGAAUGGAACCUGUCUGAGCACAUGAGAAAAUGUCUAUGAAAAUAGCCACUCAGAAAAGGGCCUUGUUCUUACUACAGUUUAUUCUGGAAGAGAUACACUCAUAUAACAUCCAUGAUGCACCAUACAAAUAGCUUUAAUAUUGU